Messenger RNA from Ambispora leptoticha, 640 nucleotides. The record is from the annotation of a GenBank genome assembly. NCBI's taxonomy places the organism in Eukaryota, Fungi, Glomeromycota, Glomeromycetes, Archaeosporales, Ambisporaceae.
UGAUAAACCGCGAGAUGUAAAUUUCUACAAUAAUGCAUCAUUUGUGGCGGAUGAUUUGAAUGCAGUGAUUAUGGCUGCCACAAAUCAAUAUCCCAAUAAAAAAGUUACAAUUGUUGGAUGGUCGUAUGGAGCUGAGAUCAUGUUAUUAUAUGUGCGAAAAUAUGGGCAGAGCAAAUUAAACGGUUUUAUUUCAGUCUGCUAUGCUCUUGAAACGAAUUAUUUCUCGGCCACUAUUAUCGGGGAUAUAUUAGGUUCUGUAAAUUUAACGUAUGAAGAUCAAAUUGACGUACGAGAUAAUCUUAUAAAAAAUUUUACCGGAGAAGGUUUACCGCCACUUGAGGAAACUACUCGUUUAGUUUUUCUCGGUGGAAGCGUUUUUACGCCUUCCGCAUACAUUAGCGGAUCAUUCAGCUAUGAUUUCAAUACAGUUCUGACCUACACAAACUUGACUAUUCCAAUUCUCAUAAUAAGUGGUGCAAAGGACGUAGCUACGGAUCCAAAGGCGGCUAACAAUGCAUUGGCAAAAGCGAAAAACGGCACCGUAAUUGUAUUUGAAAAUUCCGGGCAUAUUCCUUUCUGGGAGGAAACAAAAAAAUUCAAUGGAGCUGUUAGGCAAUUCGUUUUUGAUGUUAACAAAUAG